Molecule: messenger RNA, 2277 nt
Organism: Solanum dulcamara
Lineage: Eukaryota; Viridiplantae; Streptophyta; Magnoliopsida; Solanales; Solanaceae
Exons: 5
Coding region: 705-2045 (446 amino acids)
Biological process (GO): lipid catabolic process
Source: RefSeq, a predicted model, not a curated record
AAUUCACAAGAAACUACCUUCUUUUUUGGUCUUUCAUUUUUUCCUUAUCACACUUCACAGGAAACUUCUACCAACCUAAGAGAAUUUAUACGAAAACUACUGGUACUGUUUUCUCCACAAAUCACAACGAAGCAGAGGCCUUCAUCAUUACCCUAAGCUACUUGCAAACCAUUAAAAAAAGUAGUAUUAGUUGUAGUUAAACAGUAUCAUUAGAUAAGGAUCUUGGCAUUAUCCCAAAAUAUUCUUUCACUCAAUUGUAAAGGGACCCCACAAAAAAUGGUGUGUUUGACGAGUAGUUGCAGGUGUGUUACAGCUUUUUCUCCCUUCAAUUUUCAGUGAUAUUUCUCUCGCAGCCCCCUUCUUCUCCCUUUUUCCAAGUUCCAUUCUUGAAGUCUGUAUUGAUGAUUACAACUGUUGUUUGCUCAGCUGCUUCACAGCCCAGUUGUUCUAGUUGUAAUUUAAUGCCCUCUUUCUCUUAUUUUAUUAAUAAAGAUUCAAUCUUGAUCACUGAGUUAGCUCAACUACUUAACAAAAACCCCUUGAUAUCUGUUCUAGACAGAGAAUAUUGGUACCCCCACUGUUUGAACUACAAUAUUGUUGCCUGAUUGAGAUAUGACCCAUUUGCUGAAUCAAAUUUGUUUUUCAUUUUCUUGAAAAUAAUUGUUAUUCUUGAAUUGUUAGAAGAUGAAUGUUUGGUAGGACCAAUGUCAGUUGCCUGUUGUGUUCCAGUUGUUGAAUGUGUAUACUGCUUAGCUUGUGUACGUUGGGUGUGGAAGAAGUUCCUUUAUACUGCUGGCCGUGAAAGUGAAAAUUGGGGACUUGCAAUUGCCAGUGAGUUUGAGCCCGUGCCUAGGUUCUGUCGAUAUAUUAUAGCAGUAAAUGAGGAUGAUAUUAGAAACCCCAUAUGGACUCCACCUGGUGGAUAUGGCAUUGAUCCAGAUUGGGUUGUUGUAAAGAAAAGUCACGGAGAUACUCAAGGGAAGGUAUCUCCUUAUUUGAUCUAUGUUGAUCAUCAGAAUGCUGAUAUAGUUUUUGCAAUUAGGGGUCUUAAUUUGGCUAAGGAAAGUGAUUUUUUGGUCCUACUUGACGAUAAACUUGGGCAAGCUGAAUUUGAUGGGGGAUAUGUUCAUAAUGGUCUACUGAAGGCAGCUGAAUGGGUUUGGGAAGCUGAAUCACAAAUUUUAAGGGAACUGGUGGAGAGGUAUCCAGAUUAUACCUUGACAUUUGCUGGGCAUUCUUUAGGGGCAGGGGUGGUAACUCUGUUGACGAUGUUGACUGUGAAGAACAGAGAAAAGUUGGGUUUCUUAGACAGAAAAAGGAUCAGAUGCUAUGCAAUUGCUCCUGCAAGGUGUGUUUCGCUGAAUUUAGCUGUGAGAUAUGCUGACAUCAUAAACUCUGUUGUACUUCAGGAUGAUUUCUUACCUCGGACCACUGUAGCACUGGAAAAUGCUUUCAAGUCACUUUUCUGUUUCCCAUGCUUGAUGUGCAUAUUGUGCCUGAAGGAUACAUUCACCAUGGAGGAGAAGAUGCUAAAAGAUCCAAGACGCCUUUAUGCUCCAGGUCGUCUUUAUCAUAUUAUUGUCAGGAAACCCUUCAGCUCUGCUAAUAUUAAACCCAUUGUGAGGACUGCUAUACCCGUUGAUGGACGGUUUGAGCACAUAGUUCUUUCAUGCAACAUGACCUCUGAUCAUGCCAUUAUUCAGAUAUUGACAGAAUCACAAAGAACAAUUAAUUUGAUGUUGGAGAGACAUCAGAGUACAGAUUCUUUGAAUAUUCCCGUGCAGCAGAAAAUGGAGCGACAGGCGUCUCUCGCUAAGGAGCACAUGGAGGAACACAAGGCUGCUUUGCAAAGGGCAGUAGCACUGGAUGUGCCCCAAGCAUAUUCUCCUUCUGCAUAUGGAACUUUCCACGACAUAGAGGAAGGGCCGGAUUUUGGAAAACCGGGGGAGUCCUCUCUCACCAUUUCCCAAAAAAGGAGAGAAAGCUGGGAUGAGUUAGCAGGGCGUAUUUUUUUUAGACAGAUGAGUCAGGGUGAACUGGGUUGAAGAAGUCUUGGAAUAUAUUUUGUGCUCCUGUAUUGGUUAGUCAGAUGGCUUUUAGUAGAGAACAGACAAAUAAGUCUCUUGUUAGUUCACUAGUUGGUAUCAAUUACUACUAUUAAGGAUAGCAUGUUCCCUGAUCACAUCAGUUAUUAGCUCAGAGGGACAAUUUUGGGUUCCCAAACAUCAGUUACAGUAAUAGAAGAUGAAUCGAAGUUCAGGUCUCGCGUCUCAAUUA